CAAUGCGCCCUGACGCUCGGGUGAUUCGCCGAGACGGCCUAUGCGCGUCGUUCUGAUGCAACGUCCGAGUCGAGGAAUCCUCCGGUGCACGUUGGGGUGAUAAGGCAGCAGUGCGUUGCAGGCGAUGUCCUUGGAGGUGACCGGGCCGACCGCAGGGAUGGUACUAGAGCUCUAUGUCUCGGAUCGAGAGGGAAAUGAUGCUACAGGUGAUGGAACCAAGGAGAAACCUUUUAAAACAGGUCUAAAGGCUUUGAUGACGGUAGGAAAAGAGCCCUUUCCCACCAUUUACAUAGAUUCACAAAAAGAAAAUGAGAGGUGGGAUGUUAUUUCUAAAUCACAGAUGAAGAACAUUAAAAAAAUGUGGCAUAGGGAACAAAUGAAGAGUGAAUCCCGGGAAAAGAAAGAGGCAGAAGACAAUUUGCGAAGAGAAAAGAACCUGGAAGAAGCAAAGAAAAUUACCAUCAAAAACGAUCCAAGUCUCCCAGAGCCAAAAUGUGUGAAGAUUCAUGCACUGGAAGGAUACAGAGGCCAAAGAGUAAAGGUAUUUGGCUGGGUCCACAGGCUGCGUAGGCAAGGAAAGAAUUUAAUGUUCCUAGUGUUGCGGGAUGGUACGGGUUAUCUUCAAUGUGUCUUGUCGGAUGACUUGUGUCAGUGUUACAAUGGAGUAGUCUUGGCCACCGAGAGUAGCGUUGCAGUCUAUGGGAUGCUAAAUCUGACUCCAAAGGGCAAGCAGGCUCCCGGUGGCCAUGAGCUGAGCUGUGACUUCUGGGAACUGAUCGGGUUGGCCCCUGCCGGAGGAGCUGAUAACCUGAUCAACGAGGAGUCGGAUGUUGAUGUCCAGCUCAACAACCGACACAUGAUGAUCCGGGGAGAAAACAUGUCCAAGAUCCUGAAAGCACGUUCCGUGGUCACUAGGUGCUUUCGAGAUCACUUCUUUGAUAGGGGAUACUAUGAAGUUACUCCUCCAACGUUAGUGCAAACACAGGUGGAAGGUGGUGCUACGCUCUUCAAGCUGGACUAUUUUGGGGAAGAGGCAUUUUUGACUCAGUCCUCUCAGUUGUACCUCGAGACCUGCAUUCCGGCUCUGGGAGAUGUGUUUUGUAUUGCACAGUCAUACCGGGCGGAACAGUCCAGAACACGAAGGCACCUGGCUGAAUACACACACGUGGAAGCAGAGUGCCCUUUCCUGACCUUUGAGGAGCUCCUGAAUCGAUUGGAGGACUUGGUUUGUGAUGUGGUGGACAGAGUCUUGAAAUCACCUGCAGCAAGCAUAGUGCGCGACCUCAACCCGAACUUCAAGCCCCCCAAACGGCCUUUUAAGCGAAUGAACUAUUCAGAUGCUAUUGUGUGGCUGAAAGAACACGACAUAAAGAAAGAAGAUGGAACUUUCUAUGAAUUUGGAGAGGUAUGUAUUGCUUUCUAAUUGUUGUUUCAAAGG
Molecule: messenger RNA, 1438 nt
Organism: Herpailurus yagouaroundi (jaguarundi)
Lineage: Eukaryota; Metazoa; Chordata; Mammalia; Carnivora; Felidae
Gene: NARS1
Product: asparaginyl-tRNA synthetase 1
Exons: 12
Coding region: 125-1423 (432 amino acids)
Biological process (GO): asparaginyl-tRNA aminoacylation
Cellular component (GO): cytoplasm
Molecular function (GO): ATP binding; nucleic acid binding; asparagine-tRNA ligase activity
Source: RefSeq, a predicted model, not a curated record